AUGGCGUCGUCGUACCUCCCCAGGUUCGCGGCAAUUUCCGCAGCGGCAGACCUCCCUGGUCACAACAGGCUACCAGUUUGGGUUGCUAAGAACGAGAAGAGCUACCUCUUCAUCGCCUUGGAGUGCCUGAGUAAGGAAACUACACCAGGGGGCCGCGCACGUAUCGCAAGCUCUUACGAAGCUUAUCUACAGACCCCAAUUCGCACCCUAGAUGUCAACGAGCUACCCAUUGACGAUUCCCACGCACUCCAGAGCCAAUCCGAUUAG
This is a messenger RNA of Pseudogymnoascus verrucosus, 267 nucleotides long. RefSeq lists its product as uncharacterized. The transcript is spliced from 2 exons. Lineage: Eukaryota; Fungi; Ascomycota; Leotiomycetes; Thelebolales; Thelebolaceae. Bases 1 to 267 code for a protein of 88 amino acids. The record is from RefSeq and is a predicted model, not a curated record.